Molecule: messenger RNA, 4220 nt
Organism: Dendronephthya gigantea
Lineage: Eukaryota; Metazoa; Cnidaria; Anthozoa; Malacalcyonacea; Nephtheidae
Product: receptor-type tyrosine-protein phosphatase alpha-like
Exons: 21
Coding region: 738-3596 (952 amino acids)
Biological process (GO): protein dephosphorylation
Molecular function (GO): protein tyrosine phosphatase activity
Source: RefSeq, a predicted model, not a curated record
CUCACGAAAAACUUACCAAGGAUUGUGUUUGCUGAUUUUCUCUGUCCUGCUUUACCAACCGGAUUCAGGAUAUUUUUUGCGGAACUGAAAAACAUGCGAAACAAAGAUACUGAUUUCUUUUUCGAUGAAAUUUUAUGCUUGUCAUAUGAUUCCGUAUUGGCUCUGAUCCACUCUUUAUUUUUUGUCUAUAAUUUGCUUUGUUUUGUUAUGCCCGAAAGCAAAUAUUGUUUACAAUUCCUAAAAAGAAGCGAAAAGAGUCAAAUAUUGUUAUUGCAUUUAAUGAAUUCCUAUUGGUUGAUUGAACUUGAUUCCACGGAAUAAGUACAAAACCCACUCUAAUACAAGUUAAGUCAUGCAUCAGUUGUUAAACCAUAGGUAAAUAGCUUUUAUUUUGCCAUCCCCAAUAUGAUUAAAGUGCAAUUCAUCAAAAUUUGACAUCGAUUUCGACAAUGACGCUCUUGCUCUACAAACUGCUUUUCUGAAAAUACCAAUCUGCCGAAUGCCGAUUGUAGUUUUAACCAAUCAGAAUUCAGGAUUGUUCCGAAUUAAUAUAAACUCACAAUCGCAUCAGGAAGUGGGGCAAAACGAAGGACAAAACGAAGUGUACAUGCGGCAAGCUAUAUUUUUCGGCGAAAAUGUCUCUUUUACUGGAAUUUUGCAUUCGUUUUCUUUCUUGUGUUAACGUGUAUGAUGUAGCCGAUAUUAAAUCCAACGUGAUACUUUGAAAAAGCGUUAAAAUGGAUUUGACAGUCGCUAGAUGUACUUUGUUUAUGUUGGUUACAUCUUUUCUCUUUAUAACUACAAAAGGCAAAGGGAAUUCUACAAUUAACUCAACCACAAAUGGCACUAUUAGUUAUACUACAUCAUCAUCAUCUAGAUCUAUGCCUCCUAUAAAUGCCACAAGUACAAAGACUUCUACAUCUUCUGGUACCAGUAGCAUUGUCAGUUCUACGGCCUAUUUCCCAUCAAAAUCGCAGUUUCCACCAUCUAGCUCAGUGACCCCUACACAGACAUCCAAACAUAGUCAAUACUCAACCAGCCCUGUGGUCAGCAGUACUUCCACUGUGGCCAGCAGUACUUCCAGUAGUUCAUCAAUGGUUCCACCAACAUCCAAUGGCAAUAAUGAUGAAACGACUGUUAUUAUUCUAGCUGUUAUUGCAGCAAUUGCUGCUGCUGUUGCUUUGGUGUUUUUAUUUUUGUACUUAAGGACAUCGCGGCAAUGUUAUGAUCGCUUACAUCGUUCUAGCAGUCAUUCAAGUGCUAAUUUUACAAGUGUCAACCCAAUAGCAGCAGCAGCACCCAUUAGAAUCAGACUGGCAAGUUUGUCAAGUAUUAGGAGACAAGCAAUAUGUAAAAGUGAACCAUUCCCCAUUGGGGAAUUCAAUGAUCACGUCAAACGUCUGCACGCCGACUCUGACUACCUUUUCUCACUGGAAUAUGAGUGUGUUGGUGGCAAAAAGUACUUAAAUGAGGUGGACAAGAAACAAGAACUUGUUUCUCACGAGGGAGGAAAAGUUAAGAACAAGGCGAAGAAUCGCUAUUCAGAUAUUUUACCAUAUGACCACACUCGAAUUGUGCUGACUGAGAUAGAAGAUGAUCCUGAUUCAAUUUACAUAAAUGCCAAUUAUGUUGACAGUUAUCGAAAACCACAAGCGUACAUUGCUGCCCAAGGUCCAUUAACGUCAAGUCUGGAAGAUUUUUGGCGGAUGAUUUGGGAGAACGAUGUUCGUGUUGUUGUUAUGGUUACAAAUUUAUUUGAAAGAACAAAACCAAAAUGCGUGCAAUAUUGGCCAAAUAAAGGAUCAGCCAACUAUGGCUUCCUAACAGUCACCAUCCUUAAAGAGGAGAUGUUUGCGUAUUACGUCGUACGCACUUUGUCAGUUGAACCGUCACCCAAUCAGGUUCAUUAUAUUAAGACCAGUGAUAAAAGUAAAUCACGUGUGAUUCAACAGUUCCAUUUUACAGAGUGGCCUGACCACGAUGUUCCAAUCCACCCAGUCGCACUACUUCGCUUUAUAAAACAUUCAAAGUCUGCUAAUUCCUCAGAAUCUGCACCACUAGUUGUGCAUUGCAGUGCUGGUGUGGGACGUUCUGGGGUAUACAUGGUCAUUGACAGCAUGAUUGAGAGAAUCGAAGAUGAUAAAAGUGUGGAUGUUUUUAAUUUUCUCAAUCACAUUCGUACACAGAGAAUUGCCCUUGUUCAAGAAGAAAGACAAUAUGUUUUCGUUCAUGAUUGUAUCAUGGAGCACAUCAACUUCGGAGAUGCAAUUAACAUACCAAUUAGAGAGUUUCAUAAACGUCUCGAAGCUUUAAAGGCAGUCAAUCCUGUUACCAAGAAAAGUCGAAUGAAAGAAGAGUAUGAGGAUAUUGACAGAAUAAAACAUCCAGAUAAGCAUAAAUGGGCUGGGAAAAAGAAUUCCAAUGUUCAGAAGAACAGACGGACGGACCUUCUACCUGUCGAAAGAACCAGAGUGAAGCUUCCACCCAUUCUGGGAAUUGAUGGAUCGGAUUAUAUUAAUGCUAGUUACAUUGAUGGUUUUCGUAGGAAACGUGAGUUCAUUGCAACACAGGCUCCCAUGUUGAGAACGGCUGAGUGCUUCUACCGGAUGAUAUAUUCCACAAAAUGUAGCAUCGUUGUGAUGAUAAUAAAUGACGAACGAUGGCAAAAGGAGGAUUAUGCUGAUCUUCCUACAGAAGAUGAACCUGUCACGUGCGGAAAAUUUGAAAUACAGUUGGAAUCCCAAGAUGUCGUUGGGAAAGUCACUGUUCGUAAACUCAGGUUAUUUUCAUCUGAAGCAAGCGAUGGUCAUACUAUAAUGCAUUAUCAUUAUCGUGAUUGGCCAUCCAGAGGUUUCCCAGAAGAUAAGACGUCUUUCUUAAAUUUCAUCGAGCAAGUGAGAGAACACAGGCUGGCGGAGAGUUGUAAACUUCCUAUAACGGUUCACUGCGAUUAUGGUGUUGGUCCCACCGGAGUGUUUUGCUUGAUUAGUUCUCUGUACGAUCAAAUUGACAGAGAAGAGAGUGUGAACGUUUUUCAUGCCGCUAAGCUGUUUCGCAUUCAACGACCAAAACUCAUUGAAACUGAAGAAAUGUAUUCGUUUUGUUAUGAACUGCUUGAUCAAGUUAUCGCAAGAAAAUGUAUCUCCAUGUCCAGUUAUUCAGACGAUGAUGAACCCAGCUCACCAUCGGAAACCUUAUUAGAAAACAAGAACGCGUUACUUCAUACUGCCAGGGAUGUUGAUAGCAAUCAUUCCCCAGAAUUUAAUGGUUCAGUUGUGGUUGACACGUCACAUGCGGACAGGAAAAGCCCAGCUGCAGACAACGAGGCAAGCGAGAAGGCAAUCCUGGAUGGAAAUAAGGUUAGUUCAAUUGCGAAACAAAACAACAAUACGGGCAUUGAGAAUCCGAUGGUAGGACGGGACAGCGCGAACCUAGGCGAGGACAACCAAGCCUCAGGUGAUUGUCUGGAUACGGAUAUCUCUAACACAAAUCAUGACAGCGUUGAUAGCGUCCCAGAAACCUCAAAAACAGACAGUUCUAGCAUGUCAGAUGCGGAACAAGCAACUACAUCGAGCAGUCGUCAAGCAUUGCUUUAAUCCUCUGAUUUAUCAACUUAUUCAUAAAUUAACCAUUAUAAACUAUUGAUAGCUAUGACCAUGCAAGCCUAACCACGCCGUACCAUAGUUGUACCAUGCAUAGAUGAUCUCAAAGAUGAUCAAAUCAUACUGACUAUAUACUUAUACACAUAUUGUUCAUAAUAACUUAAAUAUUACCUAACAAGUCCUGGAAUGCAACUUUAACAACAUUGAAAGCUGAUAAUAGAUCUCUAACAGCUGAAAACAGAAGAGAGAAACAUCACCGUUACGUUGGCGUAAGCACAAUGCAAUGUCCGCUGACGAUUUAAUAGCGUUAUGCACACCAUUCCCACCGGAUACCUAACACGCACACUGUGGGAACUUACUUCAUUAACCAGGCAUUCCAAAUGACAUUAAUCAUGAAGAAACUGGAGCCAUUUUUCAUCAGAGCAGAUCAUAAUAUAUAUUAUGUCAAAAAGUAAAUAUCAAGAGUAAUUUAUUAAUGUAGUGUUUUUAAAAUAGUUUUUUAACGUACCUUUAUAUUGAUGUUAUCAAUUUUGUACAUAUACUAUUGACUUCAAUGACAUACACUAAUAAUUACUCAAAUUUUCUAGGUAUAUGCGUAAUUGUAAGAAAUGUAGUAAA